Messenger RNA from Nycticebus coucang (slow loris), 4568 nucleotides. RefSeq names its product glucocorticoid induced 1 (gene GLCCI1). Gene Ontology annotation, cellular component: cytoplasm. Bases 511 to 2109 code for a protein of 532 amino acids. Lineage: Eukaryota; Metazoa; Chordata; Mammalia; Primates; Lorisidae. The transcript is spliced from 8 exons. The record is from RefSeq and is a predicted model, not a curated record.
GGCGUUUGCGUUGGGGCGGACUCUGCGAGCUCCAGGCACUUCGAGGCCCUUUCCUCCCCACCCCUGUCUCCAGGAGUUGGGGUACCGGCCCUCCCUGCAGCUGCCGGGUUCUUCGGCGCGUGAAGCCCCGCGAGGGCUGAGGAGAAGGCUGCGCGCGGCCCCCGGGCUGCGUGAUUCGGGCCGUUGCCCUGUCAGCGCGAUGCCCGGGGCUGCGGCUGCGGCUGCGGCUGCGGCUCCGGGCUCCUAGCAGCGCCGGCUGUGACCGCCACGCGAAGCCCAGCUGGGCGGUUGGGGCCGUUGGACGUUUGUUUUCGCAGCCCUCCCCUCCCCCCUCGCCGAGGCGGCGGGGGUGUGCGUUGGAAGGGGGAGCCCAGAGACUCCUCCCCCUCCCUGUACCCCCGCCCCUCUCCCUUACUCGCACGCACUAUCGCGCCGGCUCCCACAAGCUCGCGCGUCUCCCGCCCCGCGCCUCCGUGUCGGCCGGCGUCGUCCGGGGCCCGCGAAGCCACCAUGUCCACUGCCGCCUCCUCCAGUUCCUCUCAGACCCCUCAUCCCCCGCCGCAGAGGAUGCGGCGCAGCGCCGCGGGCUCCCCGCCUGCCGCCGCCGGGAGCGGGAACGGUGCGAGCGGCAGCGGCGUGGGCUGUGCCCCGGCUGCGGGACCCGGCCGGCUGCUGCAGCCCAUCCGCGCCACUGUGCCCUACCAGCUUCUGCGGGGCAGCCAGCACAGUCCCACGCGCCUGCCUGCCGCCUCGCUGGGCAGCCUCCAGGGGCCCGGCGCGGCCCGCGGCCCCAGCCCGCCCAGCCCGACGCCGCCGCCGGCCGCAGUCCCGGCCGAACAGGCACCCCGGGCCAAGGGCCGCCCGAGACGGUCCCCUGAGAGUCACCGGAGGAGCAGCUCACCUGAGAGACGGAGCCCCGGCUCGCCCGUGUGCAGAGUGGACAGGCCAAAAUCUCAGCAAGUUCGAACAUCUAAUACAAUAAGGCGAACCUCUUCUCUGGAUACGAUAACAGGACCUUACCUCACAGGACAGUGGCCACGGGAUCCUCAUGUUCACUACCCCUCAUGCAUGAAAGAUAAAGCUACUCAGACACCUACCUGUUGGGCAGAAGAGGGAGCAGAAAAAAAGUCACAUCAGCGUUCUGCAUCAUGGGGGAGUGCUGAUCAAUUAAAAGAGCAGAUUGCCAAACUGAGGCAGCAACUACAACGCAGCAAACAAAGUAGUCGGCACAGUAAGGAGAAAGAUCGCCAGUCACCUCUCCAUGGCAGUCAUGUAACAAUCAGUCACACUCAGGCUACUGGAUCAAGAUCAGUCCCUAUGCCACUUUCAAAUAUAUCAGUACCAAAAUCAUCCGUUUCACGUGUGCCCUGCAAUGUAGAAGGAAUAAGUCCUGAAUUAGAAAAGGUAUUCAUUAAAGAAAAUAAUGGGAAGGAGGAAGUAUCCAAGCCAUUGGACAUACCAGAUGGUCGAAGAGCUCCACUCCCUGCUCACUAUCGGAGCAGUAGUACUCGCAGCAUUGACACUCAGACUCCUUCUGUCCAGGAGCGCAGCAGUAGCUGCAGUAGUCAUUCACCCUGCAUCUCCCCCUUUUGUCCCCCGGAAUCCCAGGACGGUAGCCCUUGCUCAACAGAAGAUUUGCUCUAUGAUCGUGAUAAAGACAGUGGGAGUAGCUCACCGUUACCCAAGUAUGCCUCAUCUCCCAAACCAAACAACAGCUACAUGUUCAAACGAGAGCCCCCAGAGGGAUGUGAGCGAGUGAAGGUCUUUGAGGAAAUGGCGUCUCGUCCACCUGUCUCGGCCCCUCUCUUUUCAUGUCCUGACAAAAACAAGGUUAAUUUCAUCCCAACCGGAUCAGCUUUCUGUCCCGUAAAACUUCUAGGCCCUCUCUUACCUGCUUCUGAUCUGAUGCUCAAGAACUCUCCUAACUCUGGCCAAAGCUCAGCUCUGGCAGCUCUGACCGUUGAGCAGCUCUCAUCCCGGGUUUCCUUUACAUCUCUUUCUGAUGACACCAGCGCAGCGGGCUCCACAGAGGCCUCUGUUCAACAGCCAUCCCAGCAGCAGCAGCAGCUCCUGCAGGAAUUGCAGGGUGAAGAACACAUCUCUGCUUAGAACUGUGUGAUCGUCUAAAACAAAGGGGGAGCUGGCCUCCACCCUGUGUGUUCCAUGGAUUAGGAACAAGAUCUCAGACAUCUGUCUGCAUGGAGUGACAAACUUUCUGAACACCACCACCAACAACAAAAUACUUAUCAGCAUAAUAUAGUAUCUCUUUAACACUGAUUUUGGCAGGGACGGAACUCCUAUUCAGCAGUUUUGUGGAAAGCAGUAAUGCUUACAAAACGUGUGUCAUUUGGCAUUUUAAGUGGAGACUAUGCAUUUCAUAGUAUGUUUGACAGAUUAGUACUGUGUCCUGUGUUUUGUUCCAAAUUCUUCAGUAUAAAUAAGCUCUGUAUCAAAAAGUUGCCUGUCUAAAUAGAAAAUGUCUUGCUGUGUUUUGUCCUAUGGAAAAUACUGUACUUCAGGAUUAUGUUUACAAUUGAUCCAGGUGUUUGUUUCUAACUUCUUUAAUACAUACAAUGCAAAAAAAAAAAAAAAAUGGCCACAACAGUUGCACAGUGCCCACCCUAUGGCCUAGCUUCAGGUACUUCAGUUGAAGUCUAAACUCAGGUAACUUGGAAUGUACAUCAUAUUGGGAUAUUAAAUAUUUCACAGCUAAAAAGCUAAAGAGGGAACAUCACUCUUUUGCCUUUCCUUAUUUUAUGUGUUUCCCUUUCCUCAUUACAUUCCACAUUCUUAAUAGAAUAAAAAGUGCAUUCAACCCUAGGAGAAUGAUAAUCCUGGACAUGGGUGAACAUGAGGAGAACCAGCAAAUCUGUGGUGUUUGACAUCCCUUUUGUCAUGUGGUUACAAGUAAAACAACUGUUGCAUUCACUGUUUCAACGUGUGUAAAAGUGGCUUUUGUAAAAGUUCAGGUGUUGCUCAGUUAAGGACUCUUACAAUGUUGCAAAUGAAGUAUUCAUUACUAGACUGUACAUAAACAUUCCACAUUGUGUGUGAUGAACUUUAAAGACAAGAAUGUCUAGACUUAAUUUCAAACCAAGUAAAGUGUUUGACGGGAUGGUUGAGAUUUUUUGUUUUAUGUUGGCCAUCAGGGUCAUAAAUGUUGCCAUUUUAUCUAAAAAUGUAUUUAUGUUUAGUUUCUCUUUUAGAAAUUCUUUAAUGUACAGGUUAAAAAUGAUGUACUUUUGGUUGUUUUCCUCAAUAAGUUUAUAUGAAUUGCAUUCACAUAAAGAAAAUACUUAGGCCUCAUGAAUAGUUUUAUUAAGAUUUGGGAUGUGUGAAGUAGAGAAUAAACCCAAAUAAAUAAUCUUGAACUUGCAGACUUGACAUAGGUUCCCCACACAGUGUGGAGAGAGCCCUCAAUAUCCUGACUGCUCAGUGGGGGGCUUAACUCUCAGGCUUUGUUUUCUGUAGCACAAGGCCAGAAUCCAAAAGUAAAGGGAAGUGUCUGUAUUUUUAUUCCAUUCCUUUCAGUUCAAUAAAACCUAGAGUUGUUUCAACUGCACCUAAGGUGUGUAUGGCACAAUUUUCUUAAGAAUUAGGGGAACAAGGUGCCCACAGUUGAAGGAACGUUUCAGUUCCCUUUAGUCAUUCCUGAGUUUUUCUUUAUUUUCUGUGGAGAUUGAAGAUGGAUGAGUUGAUGAUACAGAAGAAAGCAACACCACUGAUUUUUUUUCAAAGAAAUUAUAUGUAAGUGUAUAUGUUUGUGUGUGUUUUCUGUGUGUAUUAUUUUGUCAUGAUCCCGAUUCUCUUCUUUCCACCAAAGUUUGCAGUAAUAUUCUCUCCUGAAGGUGCAUUCUGGCGCCUUUAAAUUAGUCAGUGUUAUGUUAUAGGAGACUGUCAUGGAAAAAAGGACUCAGUUUACUUUUGCCAUUUUCACAGGGGAACCUUUUAAAAAACAAUCUUUUCAGCAACAGAUACCCUUCACCCUAAUAAUCUCAGGCCUUGAUGAAAAUACUAUAUUUUGUAGAUUAUGGGUAAAGGGAGAAAAUUACUAGUUGCGUAAGAUAAAUAUGAGCUCCAUUUAACUUCUGAUAUCUGGUUUAGCAUUACAUAAUACAUUGAUCUUAUGCUCUGCUUUUGUCCAAAUAAAAUGCAAUAGUAUCAAUUUCAGAAAGAUGGACUUAAUAUGCUUUUCUGGUGAUGAAAUCUGAUGUACGAUAUUUAUAGUGGCGUGCUUUUAUUUUCUCAUGAGAAUCUAAAUAUUGUGUUGUACAUUUGUUCUUAGCAUAUAUAAAAGUUUUGAACCAAAUGUGUUAAAGCUUACGCUUUGCCAUGUAAAUUUCCCAGAAGUUGUUGAGCUCAAAUGUAUCCUACAUCCAGCUGUAGAAAUUCGUCAGAAAUUGUUUAAAUUUUGUAUAUAGUUGUACUGUUAAUUCUAGCCACUGCGCUGAACAGUAUUCGAGUUACCAUACAAUAUGGCUUUACAAGGAAAUGUGUGGCUUUUGUUUUGUAUUUUUUCAGUAUAGAAGUUCCUGUGUCUUAUUUAAAUAAAGUUAUUAGUAAAACUG